AUGGGGACCCUCUCAGCCCCUCCCUUCACACAGCGCAUCACCUGGAAGGGGCUCCUGCUCACAGCAUCACUUUUACACUUCUGGAAUGCACUCACCACGGCCCAAGUCACGAUUGAAGCCCAGCCACCCAAAGUUUCCGAGGGGAAGGAUGUUCUUCUACUUGUCCACAAUUUGCCCCAGAAUCUUGAUGGCUACUUCUGGUACAAAGGGCAAAUGACGGACUUCCACCAUUACGUUGCAUCAUAUGUAGCAGACAGUGAAAUAAUUAUAUAUGGGCCGGCAUACAGUGGACGAGUAACACUAUAUUCCAGUGCAUCCCUGCUGAUCCGGAAUGUCACCUGGGAGGACGCAGGAUCCUACACCUUACACAUCAUAAAGCGAGGUGAUGGGACUAGAGGACUAACUGGACAUUUCACCUUCACCUUGUACCUGGAGACUCCGAAGCCCUACAUCUCCGGCAGCAACUUAAACCCCAGGGAGGCCAUGGAGGCUGUGAGAUUAACCUGUGAUCCUGAGACUCCAGACGCAAGCUACCGGUGGUGGAUGAAUGGUCAGAGCCUCCCUAUGACUCACAGGUUGCAGCUGUCCAGAAGUAACAGGACCCUCUUUAUAUUUAGUGUCACAAAGGAUAUUGCAGGACCCUAUGAAUGUGAAGUACGGAACCCAGUGAGUGCCAGCCGCAGUGACCCAGUCACCCUGAAUCUCCUCCCGAAGCUGCCCAAGCCCUACAUCACCAUCAACAACUUAAACCCCAGGGAGAAUGUGGAUGUCUUAACCUUCACCUGCGAACCUGAGAGUGAGAACUACACCUACAUGUGGUGGCUAAAUGGUCAGAGCCUCCCGGUCAGUCCAAGGGUAAAGAGACCCAUUGAAAACAGGAUCCUCUUUCUACGCAGAGUCACGAGAAAUGAAACAGGACCCUAUGAAUGUGAAAUACGGGACCGAUAUGGUGGAAUUCGCAGUGACCCAGUCACCCUGAAUGUCCUCUAUGGUCCAGACCUCCCCAGCAUUUACCCUUCAUUCGCCCAUUAUCGUUCAGGAGAAAACCUCUACUUGUCCUGCUUCGCGGACUCUAACCCACUGGCAGAGUAUUCUUGGACAAUUAAUAGGAAAUUUCAGCUAUCAGGACAAAAGCUCUCUAUCCCACAAAUUACUACAAAGCAUAGCGGGCUCUAUGUUUGCUCUGUUCGUAACUCAGCCACUGGCAGGAGAAACUCCAAAUCCAUGAGAGUCAAAGUCUCUGAGACAGUGUCCCCUCAGGUUACCUAUGCUGGUCCAAACACCUGGUCUCAAGAAAUCCUUCUGCUGUGACCUCCCAAAAUGCUAGGAUUCAAACAUGACCCACCUU
Symphalangus syndactylus (siamang) is the source of this 1348-nucleotide messenger RNA. Its product is annotated as pregnancy-specific beta-1-glycoprotein 4-like. The record is from RefSeq and is a predicted model, not a curated record. NCBI's taxonomy places the organism in Eukaryota, Metazoa, Chordata, Mammalia, Primates, Hylobatidae.